AUGAGUUUGAUCGGUAGCAAAUUUGGCCAUAUAUCCUAUGCAUUAAACAGUCCUUCAUACUGGAUAAUUAUCAGCCCAGAUUAUCCUGAUACCAUUAUAACACCAGCUAAAGAUUUGUGUGUUUCGAAAUACACGAACUUAUGGGUUGCUAUUUUAACUAGCAGCAAUGGUUUGCUAAUAAUUCUGGCUGCUUUUCUGGCAUAUGAAACACGUCAAGUCAAAGUACAAGGCCUUAAUGAUAGCAAGUACAUUGCCAUAUGCAUGUAUAAUCUUGUUUUAUUGAGUGGCAUUGCUGUUCCCGUGGCUUUUGCCCUCCAACUUCAUCAAGAUUACCCCUACCUUGCGAUUGCAAGUUUAAUAAUUUACUGCACAUCAUUAUCGCUAUGCUUAUUUUUUAUCAUUCGUUUUAGAAUUAUCUGUAAAUAUCCGGUGGAAGAGAGACCUAUUAAGGUCUUAAAAAAGGAUACAUCGCUUAUUUUAUCGACACAAUGUGAAUGCCAGUGCUCGUAUACACAAAGUGAAGGCAAGCUCAUAACUGCUCUAACCGUAAAGCUGCAAGAGGAAUUUGCAAGCAAUAGAGAUAAACUUAAAAUAACAAUAACUAAAUAUCAGUUGUGGAAUAUAAUGAUUGACAAGCAGUAA
This is a messenger RNA of Trichoplax adhaerens, 642 nucleotides long. RefSeq lists its product as uncharacterized. Gene Ontology annotation, cellular component: G protein-coupled receptor heterodimeric complex; membrane. Gene Ontology annotation, molecular function: G protein-coupled GABA receptor activity. Gene Ontology annotation, biological process: G protein-coupled receptor signaling pathway; gamma-aminobutyric acid signaling pathway. Lineage: Eukaryota; Metazoa; Placozoa; Uniplacotomia; Trichoplacea; Trichoplacidae. The record is from RefSeq and is a predicted model, not a curated record. Bases 1 to 642 code for a protein of 213 amino acids. The transcript has 4 exons.